Molecule: messenger RNA, 1918 nt
Organism: Toxotes jaculatrix (banded archerfish)
Lineage: Eukaryota; Metazoa; Chordata; Actinopteri; Toxotidae
Product: arf-GAP with dual PH domain-containing protein 2-like
Exons: 11
Coding region: 190-1332 (380 amino acids)
Biological process (GO): positive regulation of GTPase activity
Cellular component (GO): plasma membrane; intracellular membrane-bounded organelle
Molecular function (GO): phosphatidylinositol bisphosphate binding; GTPase activator activity
Source: RefSeq, a predicted model, not a curated record
UAAACUGCACGAUGCUGUGCUUCUAAGAGGAAAUGCUGGGCCACUGGUCAGUGAGAAGAAAUAGUGUUUUUUACCUGCUACAGAGCAGAGUAGCUCUGCACCAUAAACUGUGUAGAAUCAACAUGGAGUUAAUGCUUGGUAGAUUUUUUCUUGGGACUCAACUCUAACAGGAGCAAACUACCUUCACCUAUGGCCAGUCUGGAAAGAAAUAACAAAAUUCUGCUCGAUUUGGUGCGGCAGCCCGGUAACAACUUGUGUGCUGACUGUGGAGCUCCUGAACCUGACUGGGCCUCCUACACUCUUGGUAUCUUUGUGUGCCUGAACUGCUCGGGGAUGCAUCGUAAUUUGCCAGCUGUCAGCAAAGUGAAAUCCAUACGCCUGGAUCACUGGGAAGAUUCACUAGUAGAGUUUAUGAGGGAGAGGGGAAAUUCUGCAGCUAAAGCCAUUUUUGAGAAAUGUGUCCCUGCCUUCUUCUACCGGCCGCAGCAAAAUGACUGCAUUGUUCUCAAAGAUCAAUGGAUCCGGGCAAAGUAUGAAAGAAGAGAAUUCACAGGAGAAAAUAACCACUUUAACCAAGUUUAUAACUCAGAUCAGUUUGAGUCAACACUGUGGAAGAAGGGCAAAGACAAUAAGCACUUUCUUAAGAGGAUCUUUCUGCUGUCCCAGAAAGACUUCACCCUCAGAUACUCCAUUAAAGAGGAUUCCAAGGUUCCCAAAGCUGUCAUCAGCAUGAAGGAUCUGAAUGCAGUUUUCCAGCCAGAGAAGGUCGGUCAUGCUCACGGGCUGCAGAUAUCCUACCUGCAGGACGAACGUACGAGGAAUCUGUUUGUUUAUCACGAGAAUGGACAGGUAAUUGUCUCCUUAUUCAAUGCUAUUCGGGCGACACGUUUGGCAUACCUCCAGAAGAAAAAUCCCACUCUUCAAGAAAAAGAUUUAAUACCUCAGUUAACAAGAUGCUGUCUGAAGGAGGGAUAUAUGGAGAAAACUGGCCCAACGCAACGGGAGCCAUUCAAGAAGAGGUGGUUCACAUUAUGCUCAAUGGACAGAAAGCUUCUGUAUUUUAAAACUCCAUUGGACGCUACAGAGCUGGGUGCUGUCUUCAUUGGCUCAGAGAGCCACAGCUACUCUGUUUCAGAGAGCAGCGGCAAGAACACGAGGGGAGGUCGGUGGCACUGUGGCAUCACCCUGCAGACUCCAGGCAGGCAGUUUGUGUUUAUGUGUGAGCAGGAGCAGGACCAGAGGGAGUGGCUGGAGGCACUAAGAAACGUCAUCGCUCAACCCAUGACCCCAGAGGACUACGCAAAUGAAGCCAACUUGAGAAGAGGGAAAUGACUGGAACAGUUUAACCUGCUGGUGUGUGAAAGUUCAGGAUACAAUAAAGAGAGAAUAUCCUUUAGGGACAUUACAGACUCAUAGCCUCACUUCCAAAAGAGUCUCUUAGACCUGUCAGUGGGAGGAAAAAAAAAUGGAGACAAAGUCUUACUCUCUUACUGGCUAGACCGUUCAAAACCACUGACACUCAACCUUAACACUUUUCACAGACUGCAGCGUCUGUGAUUACAGUGUUACACUUUGGAGAAGCUGCUGUCACAGCUGAGACGUUGCUGCAUUGUAUUAUCUAAGCUCAUCAGAAGCAGUAUCUCUUACAUUUAGUGCACUGGCCUUGCCAAAAUGACAACUAAUUAAAGCAUUCUCUGGCAAUACAGUAUGAAAACAUUGGAACAAAAUAUUAUAUUUAUUAAAAACAAGGACUAUUGAUUUUAUAUGAUUUACUAUGUUUUGUAGUAAUUUUGUAUUUUGUGUGUAACUAAAUUGGCACACAAUUAGAUGAGCUGUUCUCACACUGCUGGAGUUUAGCUGUGUAUAUAACUGAAACUGAAAUCUCUUUAGAAGUUGAAUAAAUUUGAUGCACAACAGA